CAUCCUUUCACCUCCGUGUAAACGGAAGUACACUGUGACCAAGGAGAUUUCCACGUUACAGUUUUUAUUUUUGUUAUUUAUACGGUUUUUGACACCAUGGAACUCUAAAUAUGACUCGUUUAACUGCACAGCAUCAAAUACUUACCCAGUGUAGUCUUUAAUUCGCGUUGGAAACAGGACUUGGUUGUUAAAUGUUAUCUAGGUAACGCUUACUAGCUGCUAAUAAGCGUUAACUAACAAUGGCUAACGAUAUGGUUUUUCACACUCAAAUAGCCUCCAUUAUGGAGGUGCUAGCGAAUGCAGCCGUGGCAGAGGUCUGCAAACUCGUAGAUGACGACUAUGCAGUGUUUCGUUUGGAAAUAACUCAAAGCCAGAAAGAAAAUAGGUCAUUAAGGAGGAAACUACAGCUUCUGGAACUGAAGGUGUCACGGGAGCGCGCAGAGAGGACAAUGCGAGAGCGUUUCUACACCAGUCCCAGAAGUGUCAAGCUCGUCGACGCAUACAGAGGAAUGGCAAGAGGUGAAGGACAUCUCACUGGAAGCCACAGGAGCUUUGUGAAGCCAGGGGGACACAAUACAUGGAGAGAUGACAAACCAAUCACUGUUGAUGAGGAAAUUGGAACCUCAACCCAGCACAUUAUCUUGAUUGAGGAUGCAGAGGCUGCAGGUCCUGGGGUCAAGCAGGAGAAGUCUGAAGGAGAGGAGGACCCACAGCACAGCAGAGACAUCCAGAUUGGAGCGCCCCCUGAAUCCACGGAGGACCUCGCCGCCACACCCCAGCCCAAGACCCGACGCAGCAUCAUGGAGGAGGAGGAGGGUCCAGAGAUGCUGCUGGUGAAGGAGGAGGGGUGUGAGGAGGGUCUGGGGAACCCUGAGGGGACCAUGGUCAUGGAGGACAACCAGACUACACCUCCUCCUGAACCCACAGAGGAACCAUCUGAGCAGCACAGGACCACACACAGUCUCACUGAGUCAAUAGACAUGGAGGAUGGGAAGCCUGAUCUUCUGCUGAUCAAAGAGGAGACAAUAGAGGAUGGACCAGAGAGCAUUGAUCUGCUGAGUGGACUAAAGAUGGGGGAGCAAGGUGAUUGGCUGGGGGCUAAAAGAGGAGAUUGGGCAGCCAUCUUGGAUUCCCAGACUGGUGCAGCCAAGGGCCCAGGGGAUGACAUCACUGAGCAGGCCGGGACCAGAGGCGACAUAGUGGAGGUCAGUGGAUGGGACAUCGUCCUCAACUCUGGGCUGGGGAACAACACUGUUAACCACAACCAGAAACAGACGGUCGAACUCAAAACAACAACCAAACUUAGUCUCCAUGACAACAGACUGGCUGAGACCAGGACGAGGUUUAGAUUUGGUCUGCAGGGACGGGGAGAUGUCCAUAUGCGGCAGGACAGAACAGACACAGACUCUGCUAGCGAUGCUCCAUCCUGCUCCUAUAGUUGUGAUUCAGAGAGACUGUUGGCGCCUCAGUGUAACCCCCCAACAGGUGCUGCCUUCAGCCUGCCUUCUAUAGGAUCUAUCAACUGGAAGAUGGACCCUGUGACAACACAGACACUUCCUGGCCUUCAUCCUCCUCACACUCUCCUAAUGUUAAACCAGCCUUCAGACAACGCCAGUGCCUCAACACUAAAUGGCUACACAAGCCCAUUGACAAAUGACAGUAGUGGUAGUAAUGCUGUAAGCAGAUCCGGUGACAAAGAGAAGCGCUUCCCAUGUUCGUUCUGUGGGAAAGCCUUCAGUUUCCCUAAACAGGUGGAGAUCCACCAGAGGAUGCACACAGGGGAGAAACCAUUCAGCUGCCACCUUUGCCAGGCUAGUUUCUCACACUCCUCCAACCUGAAUAGGCACCAGAGGGUCCACACAGGGGUGAAACCCUUCAGCUGUACCCAGUGUCACAUGUGCUUCACCCAGGCUGGUCACAUGAAGAGGCACCAGAGGGUCCACACGGGGGAGAAACCCUUUAGCUGCCCCCAGUGUGAAAAGAAGUUCUCCCGCCAGAAUCAGCUGAAGAUGCACCUGAAGUUCCACACGGGAUAGAGGCCUACGCACUGCAGGAAGAGGUUCUCAGAGAGGAGCUACCUUAGGAUACACCAGCUGAAAAACCAUUCCACUCUUUAACAUAAAAGUAAUCAUUCCACUCGAUAGCUUCUGACUUUUAGAUCAAAUCCUACAUUAAAGACAAUUCAUUUUAAUUGUAGUCAGCAGAAAAGAUCCACAGUUGCAUUUGGAAUAGCGAGAGUAACAGAUUUCAGUGUAGAAUAUUGCAUCGAGACAAUGUGACAUAUAAGGCAUUUAAGCAAUUCAAAAACGUUCCAUUAUAAAUCUCAAUCUGGUUCCGGUGGGCAUCAUUUGAAAGCGUAUUAUAUUUCCAACAUGACUUGCUAAGUUCUAAAAUACGAUCUUACAGUGUUAGACUUUGACCACGCACUUUAGACAAACCGAUCGCAUUAGAAUGGAGUCAUAGCCUCCCAGGUGGCGCAGUGGUCUAAGGCACUGCAUCGCAGUGCUAGCUGUGCCACCAGAGACUCUGGGUUCGGGCCCAGGCUCUGUCGCAGUCGGCCGCGACCGGGAGGUCCAUGGGGCGACGUACAAUUGGCCUAGCAUCGUCCGGGUUAGGGAGAGUUUGGCAGCUAGGGAUAUCCUUGUCUCAUCUCGCACCAGCGACUCCUGUGGCGGGCCAGGCGCAGUGCACGCUAACCAGGUCGCCAGGUGCACAGUGUUUCCUCCGACACAUUGGUGCGGCUGGCUUCUGGGUUGGAUGCGCGCUGUGUUAAGAAGCAGUGCGGCUUGGUUGGGUUGUGUUUCGGAGGACGCAUGGCUUUCGACCUUCGUCUCUCCCGAGCCCGUACGGGAGUUGUAGCGAUGAGACAAGAUGGUAACUACUAACAAUUGGAUACCAUAAAAUUGGGGAGAAAAAGGGGGGCACAUUUUUUUUUUAUACAUAUAACACUGCGUUCAGGUGCGUGUUCCGCUUCUAAUUUUCUUCACAAUACGCCAAACAUGCUCAUUCUGUUCAGGAUGUGACACAUGACAUCCUUGUCACUGUAUGGCGGCCUUCGGCAUCUGCGGCGGAAGGUGGCCCGAGCUACAGCGGUGUUUGUCGGGCCUUGAGACGGCCCGAAAAUCGGACGUCUCACAAAAACGUCUGUAGCGUCCGAACGGUUUGGCGUACAAAACUAAUAUUACUAUGGAAAGAUGGGGCUCUCUCAAACAUAAUGUUCUCCGUUUUCCUCUACGACCCCACAAGUAUCACAGGUUCAUUAAAACAAUGAAUGGAGAUAGUUUUGUGCCUACCCAAAAAAAGAAGAAUACACUAAGAUCAUAUUUUCUAACUUAGUCAUGUUGGAAAUAGAAUAAGGUUUAAAAUUAUGCCCACCUGACCCAGAUUGAGAUUUAUAAUUGAACAUUUUGCAUUGCUUAAACAACAUUGGUAAUUGUGUUAUGGUGGGAAUACAAGGCUGUGUAAAAUAAAAAAUAAAGUCUGCUUGCUUCAGUUCCUCAACUUCGAAGCUAGGAGAGCUCAAAACAGCUUAUAUUUGAAGGCUCUUUCCUUGAAUCAUAAAAGUACAUUGAAAUGAUGUGGGGACUGCACAGUUUGGAGAGGUGUGUGGCCACUUGGAGACACCAGUUAGGCCUCUCACUCAAACCCUUGUAAUUUUCCAAUAAAAUUAUUUUCAUGUUACUGAAUACAUCCAGAGUACUUUGAGAUUCCGUUAUCAACAAAUGCGGCAAAAUCCAGUAAAAGUCAAAUGCACAUAAAAUCAAGCGUUCUGUUUGGAUUCAGUCUUAUCAGAUGAACUGUUGUGUCGUCACCUUUGGCGAUUAUGGGGAAAUGAUCAGACAAGUGGGGCGCCAGGUAUCCUAGUGGUUAGAGUGUUGGGCAAUUAACCAAAGGUUGCUAAUUCGAAUCCCCGAGCUGACAAGUUAAAAAUCUGUCAUUCAGCCCCUGAGCAAGGCAGUUAACCAACUGUUCCUAGGCCAUCAUUGUAAAUAAGGUUUUGUUCUUAAUUGACUUGCCGAGUUAAAUAAAGGCCAAAUAAAAUAAAUAAAUAAAGUGUCCCCUUUGAACUGUUACCAUGGUAAUGCAUACACUUUUUAUAUUUCUUCUAUAGGAAACAUUUCAAUAUGACCUUUUCCAUAUAGGCCAAUGUCCACAAGUGUAAAGGGUUAAUGAGAAAGGAAUGCACUUUAUCAAGUUCAUGAUGAUUUUUUUGUUGAGAUGUGUAUGUGUGGUUUUCUUAUGGUGUAUUUAAAAAUAGUUUGUUUAAUAAAACACAAAAAUGUGA
This is a messenger RNA of Oncorhynchus kisutch (coho salmon), 4285 nucleotides long. Its product is annotated as zinc finger protein 184-like. Bases 240 to 2036 code for a protein of 598 amino acids. The record is from RefSeq and is a predicted model, not a curated record. Gene Ontology annotation, biological process: regulation of transcription by RNA polymerase II. Gene Ontology annotation, molecular function: DNA-binding transcription factor activity, RNA polymerase II-specific; RNA polymerase II cis-regulatory region sequence-specific DNA binding. The transcript has 6 exons. NCBI's taxonomy places the organism in Eukaryota, Metazoa, Chordata, Actinopteri, Salmoniformes, Salmonidae.